Ilex paraguariensis (yerba mate) is the source of this 642-nucleotide messenger RNA. The record is from the annotation of a GenBank genome assembly. NCBI's taxonomy places the organism in Eukaryota, Viridiplantae, Streptophyta, Magnoliopsida, Aquifoliales, Aquifoliaceae.
ACAUUUUCAGGGUUUGUUGACUCCCAUUACUGUGACUAACCUCUAAAAGCUCGUACCAAUCCAACAAUGGCCAUGAGAUCUGUCGUUUCUCGCAUCUCUUUCCGUCGUUUUAUGGAAACCUCUCGAAAAUCAACUUCUGCAGGUCUUCGUUACUUCAGCGAUGGCAAAGGUCGAAUCCUUAGCGAAGAAGAACGUGCUAAGGAGACCGUUUACAUUCAUAAAAUGGAGAAGGAGAGGUUGGAGAAGCAGAAGCUGAAGGAGGAGAAAGAGAGAGCAGAGAAAGAGAAAGCAGAGAAAGAGAAAUCGGACAAGAAAGCUGAAUAAGCGACUCACAAGGGCUGAGGUGGUGUAUCUAUGCUGAUUGGAGCAACUCUGGUUUCUGAAGUAGCCAUGAGAAUAAAUGUAAAUGACUUUGCAUAACUCUUGAUGAGACUCUUCGUUGUAUAGAUUGUGAUGGCAUUUCUGAUAUCUUGAGACUUCAACUGCAAUGACCUGUGUUCUGAUGUUCUCUUUGGCAUUUUUUAUGGCUUCUGUGUCAUUUUUUUUCCUUUGAAGUUAUCUUGGUCAGUAGUUUGUUUUAUCUUUGUAUUUGCCUAGUGUCAUUGUUAUUUGUUGUUGCUUGCAAUGUGUUCAUUGCCUACU